UCUUGGGGGCUGGAAGCAGGGAAGGGGGGGGUGCAGCACUGAGAACGUAGGAGUCCGGGCCCCGCCCCCCCCGCCCCCCCCGCGCGGGGCUCGGGUGUCGGAACCGGACACCGGCAGCUCCUGCGUCAUCGCCCGGGAGCGGAGGGAUGGAGGCGGCUCCGCAGCAGGCCCCCUGGGAGGCAGCCAGCCCUGCCUGCUCCCCCCAGGCCCAGGGCCACCCCAGGAUGCUGCUGCAGGAGCUGGUGGAGGCCGGAUGGCGGAGCCACCUCUGGGAGCAGCUGUUUUGGGACUUCCAGCUGCUGGACACGGAUAGGGACGGGCGUGUGAGCCCGUGGGACGCAGAGCUGCUGCUGCGGGGCGUGCGGAGGGCCAGGGCUGCGGGCACCUCCUGGCACCGCUUCCUGGGGCAGCACCGCCAUGGCUUGGCUUGGGCUGACAUCCAGGCCUGGCUGUCCGGAGACCCCCAGCCUCCCCCAGCCCCCUGGACAGGAUGUCGAGCUGAGCCGGACACCGAUUGCUCCAUGGAGAGGGGUGCCAGCCCCAGACAAAGCAGCUCCCUGCCCCAAGGGGUGGCAAAGCUUCAGCUCCAGCAGCUCCUGGACUGGUCCUGGGACCCGAAGCUAAAGCCCAUCCCCAUGGCAUCGGGCCGGGCACAGCCGGCCGUGGGGCAGCAGACAGAGGUGAGCUGGAGACCUGCACAGCUGGAGCGGGACGGGGCCUGGCGGAGCCGCCUGCUGCCCCCCAGUGACCCAGAGCCGGCAGGCGCCUGGGGGCAGCUGCGCGCUGCCCUGUGGGAAGCCUGUGCCCGGCGGCUGGCACAGGGGUCGGAGGAGGCCGUGUGCAUGGACCACGCCACAGCCAUGCACCAGGAUGCCUGGCACAUGCAGGAGCCGGAGAUGCAGGGCACGGUGCCUGGGCAUGGACCCCUGGGCAGCUCCAGGGUGGCAACAGGGAGCUGGAACCCCCUCGGACAGCAUGGGCAGUCCCCAGCAGCACUCCUAGAGCAGGACUCCAUGCCCCACGUCCUGGAGCUGCAGCCGGUCGAGGUUGCAAUGCCAGGAGCUGCGGGCACCCAGAUGCAGGGGGUGCAGGACAUCCGGGCGCUGAGCCCUGCACCCCAGGCCAGGCCCCAAAGGCUGCGGCAGGGAAGACCGGUGGCUUCAGGGCUCCUGGAAACCGGGGAGAUGCCAGCAUCGCAGAGUCAGGGAUCCCCAGUGAUGGAGCGGGCGGGCAGUGAGCUGCAGGAAGAGGGGGUGGCAGACCCCAGUGAGGCCCCCCCAGCAGGUCCCGGAGCCCAGGGCAUGGAGCACCUGGCGUCGCUGGCCAGAGACACGGAGCCGCAUGCCCAGAGCACGCGUGGACCUGCAGAGGCUUGCCAGGCUCCGGAGACGCUGCCCAGGUCCCCGGUGCCCCUCCAAGCUGGGAUCCUGGAGCUGGGCAAGCCCCACGGAGCAGCGCGGAGCUGGCCAGAGCCACAGACCCCCGUGCCCCGAUACCCAUCGCCGCGGUGGCUGGAGCCCCGUCCGGCCCAGGGGAGGCUGCCGGGGGGUGAAGGGGUCCUGGCGCCGGAGAGGCAGCAUGUGGCUCCGGCGCUGGAGGCUCUGCGGGCUCAGGGGAUGCUGCAACGGCAGCUCCCGGCCCUGCAGCCCCGGGGGGCGUCGGAGCCGUGUCGGAGCCGGGGGCAACACCUGGAGCCCUGUCUGGUGCAGGUGCCAGAGCCGGGGCAGACUCAGGGCUCCAGCACCCAGCAAGUGCCCCUGCAAGAAGCCCCCGGCACCUGUCAGAGGGGGCUGGAGCUGCAGAUCCCGCUGCCCCGGUGGCUGGAGCCCCAGACCCUGGCGCUGGAGACCCUGAGAGCCCAGGGGAUGCUGCAGCGCCAGCUCCCAGCCCUGCAGCACCGGAGCCCCGUGCCCAGCUGGCCGGAUGUGCCACGGGGCCUGGAGCUGGAGGGGCGCACGGCCCCCCAGUCCCAGCCGCCUUCGCCACCGGGAGUCACGGCGAGGCCAGGGAGCCACGACCAGCACCCGUGGCCGGAGUGCAAUAGGCCCUGGCCGUGCCCCCUGCGCCGGGAGAAGGCAUUCGUGCUGCCCUCGCGGGCGGAGCAGCAGGCGGCCGUGCGGGAGCUGGCGGCGCUGCAGCAGCGGGCGCGGAGCCGAUGCCAGCAGGACCGUGAGCGCCAGCUGCUGCGGGUGCAGGAGCGGCUGUGCAUCGCCAGGGACAGGAAAGCAGAGGACAACUGCGUGGGCACAUGGCCGGGGGACCUGACCCAGCUGAGGCACCAGGCAAGGCCCUGCCCCGGUGCCAGCUCAGCACCACAGGAGCAGCGGCGCACGGCGGUGAGGCAGCAGCUGGAGCGGGUGCAACGGGAGCGAACCUGUGUCAUGCGGUGCCGGCGCCAGAGGAACACGCGGAGCUUCCAGGAGCUCCUGGACCCCCUGGUGGUGCCGGCACCUGGCGAACAGGAGCCACGUGGUGCCCAGUUGCCCCCCAGGGCCCCAGCGCCCCCCUAAACCUGCACCUGGGCCCCCCAGAUACCUCCACCAG
Messenger RNA from Alligator mississippiensis (American alligator), 2544 nucleotides. RefSeq lists its product as uncharacterized. The coding region runs from base 147 to 2510 and encodes 787 amino acids. The record is from RefSeq and is a predicted model, not a curated record. Lineage: Eukaryota; Metazoa; Chordata; Crocodylia; Alligatoridae. The transcript has 14 exons.